UCCUUAAACCCUAGGCCGUGGAGAAAACUCUGCAAAAAUCGCAGACGCAGCGCUGAUUUUAGGGUUCAGGCCGAGUUUCAAUUUCUCCGAUUGCCUGAGAUGGCGAAACGUUUGGUCCCGUUGCUGAAUCGCGUUUUGAUCGAGAAGAUCGUGCCCCCUGCCAAAACCAACACUGGCAUUUUGCUCCCUGAGAAGUCCAGUAAGUUGAACUCUGGAAAAGUUCUCUCUGUUGGUCCUGGAACUCGUGACAGAGAGGGAAACCUUAUUCCAGUUACUGUAAAGGAAGGUGACACCGUCCUCCUGCCAGAAUAUGGAGGAACUGAAGUCAAACUUGGAGAUAAGCAGUUAUAUCUAUUCCGUGACGAAGAUCUAUUAGGAACGCUGCAUGAAUAAGUGGAUCAUGUGAAAGUUGGACUGUUAUUCCAACACUUAGUUACAUGUUUCUGAUAUAGAGAGGCAGUUUAUGUUUGUGUUUUUGAGCGAGACUUUUAAAUCAUCUAUUUGAUGUUACCAGACAAAUUCUAGUAUGAAUUUUGAACAUCUCUCACUCAACUUCUCUAGAGCCAGAUGGGUAUUUUUGGCAUUUCCAUAAUGUGAUUCCUAUUCUAUUA
This is a messenger RNA of Momordica charantia (bitter melon), 611 nucleotides long. RefSeq names its product 10 kDa chaperonin, mitochondrial. Gene Ontology annotation, molecular function: protein folding chaperone; protein-folding chaperone binding; metal ion binding. The record is from RefSeq and is a predicted model, not a curated record. Gene Ontology annotation, cellular component: mitochondrion. Lineage: Eukaryota; Viridiplantae; Streptophyta; Magnoliopsida; Cucurbitales; Cucurbitaceae.